AUAAAUGGCUGGCAAUACAUUUGCGCUAAUGUGAAUGGCAUGCCCAAAGCGAAUAGACAACAUGAGCGACGCAGAGACACACAAAACACUGACCUGGCCAGAGUUUCUGAAGGAAGCCAAACAGUUUCUGGACAAGUCACACGAGUUGAACGACAACUGGGAGCUCGUUGAAAAGGACGACCAAGAGCCCAACAGCUUUCUCAGAUAUUCGCAGAAGAUCAAGUGUAAAGUGAGCAAUGAUCUCAUAAAUAUAGAGUAUCAUAUCGUCUACAGCGUGUCUUAUCAAGUUCCAAUGCUUUACUUCCAAGCACAUAGAUCGGAUGGGAGCCUCUUGGAUGUGGAAGCUACUUGGAGCUUAUUUAUGCCUGAUGCAUCGCGCAGCGAUCUCUACGAAAUGUUGACCCAAAUGGAGCAUCCUGUGCUGUUUCGACCCUUUAUGGCUUUGCAUCCUUGCCGCACCUCUGAAAUUUUAGCACAAUUUGGUAGGAAGAGUGAAAAUAUCUUGAUCACCUUCAUUAGCUUAUAUGGUCCAUAUGUUAAAUUGAAUUUAUCAAAUAGCUAUGGUUUAGAUUGUUCCAAAAUCUAAAUGCAUUGGUUUAUAAAAUGUGUGAUAGAUAGUAUUUAUUAUUGGUUGCUUUAAACACUGAUUACAGGCGUGGUUUACAUA
Messenger RNA from Drosophila grimshawi, 667 nucleotides. RefSeq names its product ubiquitin-like-conjugating enzyme ATG10 (gene Atg10). The transcript has 4 exons. Lineage: Eukaryota; Metazoa; Arthropoda; Insecta; Diptera; Drosophilidae. Gene Ontology annotation, cellular component: intracellular anatomical structure. Gene Ontology annotation, molecular function: Atg12 transferase activity. The record is from RefSeq and is a predicted model, not a curated record. Gene Ontology annotation, biological process: protein lipidation; protein modification by small protein conjugation; macroautophagy. The coding region runs from base 35 to 586 and encodes 183 amino acids.